UUUAUUGGAGAUCUGGGAGAGCGGGAACGCGUAGAGUUUCCACUCGCUCCUCCUGCUUUUCCUCUAUAAAAACCUUCUCCUCUACUCCUUCUCUCCUUGCCUUUCCUAACAUACUCUCUUUCGCUGUUUUCUCUUUUUUGAGAUCUGUGCGUUUCCUUCGUUUCUCUUCAGCCUUCAUUUUGUAACGCUCGCAGCUAUGACUCCUCCAAUUGAGACCAUAACGAAGGCUCUUGCAACUAACCAAUCCCACCAUCCACCUCUCAAUGAAAGGAUAAUUUCCUCAAUGACUAGGAGGUCAAUUGCUGCGCACCCUUGGCAUGAUCUUGAGAUAGGACCUGGAGCUCCAAAGGUUUUCAACUGUGUAAUUGAAAUUGGGAAAGGGAGUAAGGUGAAGUAUGAACUUGACAAGAAAACUGGACUGAUAAAGGUUGACCGGGUGCUUUACUCUUCAGUUGUGUAUCCCCACAACUAUGGCUUCAUUCCUCGCACUCUUUGUGAGGACAACGAUCCUAUGGAUGUCCUAGUUAUCAUGCAGGAACCAGUUCUUCCAGGAUGUUUCCUUAGGGCUAAAGCUAUCGGGCUCAUGCCAAUGAUUGAUCAGGGUGAGAAAGAUGACAAGAUAAUUGCUGUUUGUGCUGAUGAUCCUGAGUAUCGACACUAUGAUGAUAUCAAGGAGCUUCCACCACAUCGUUUGGCUGAGAUCCGCCGAUUCUUUGAAGACUACAAGAAAAAUGAGAACAAGGAGGUUGCGGUUGAUGACUUUCUGCCAGCCUCUGCUGCCUAUGAAGCAGUCGAGCAUUCAAGGGAUCUGUAUUCCGAGCACGUAAUGGAGAGCUUGAAGCGGUAGUAGAUGGUUCGAGUAAGAAGUUGGUGAUGUUUAUAUAUAGGAGAUGCUGUCAAAGCGUAUGAGAGUACGUGUUUUUAUAAUUAGAUUGAUUCGUUAUGUUGCUUACGGCAAUGUUGAACGGUGAUGAUGACGAUAUCAACAGUCCCAUCUUAUAUUCCUUUACUAUUACCAACAAUGGAGAAGAAGACACAUAAGAAUUUAUGGCCUUUUUUUUAUUUUUAUUUUUUUAAUAAUGCUUAUUAUUGUAUAAGGAUGGUGCUUGAAUGUUUUGAUAUCUUUAUCAAGAUUUACUUGUGUUGUAGUAUCAUUUUGUUGUUGGAUCUCAACUAUGGUUACUUA
This is a messenger RNA of Tripterygium wilfordii, 1186 nucleotides long. Its product is annotated as soluble inorganic pyrophosphatase 4. NCBI's taxonomy places the organism in Eukaryota, Viridiplantae, Streptophyta, Magnoliopsida, Celastrales, Celastraceae. Gene Ontology annotation, molecular function: inorganic diphosphate phosphatase activity; magnesium ion binding. Gene Ontology annotation, cellular component: cytoplasm. The record is from RefSeq and is a predicted model, not a curated record. The transcript has 9 exons. The coding region runs from base 197 to 847 and encodes 216 amino acids. Gene Ontology annotation, biological process: phosphate-containing compound metabolic process.